Pristis pectinata (smalltooth sawfish) is the source of this 2976-nucleotide messenger RNA. Its product is annotated as carbonic anhydrase 14-like. Gene Ontology annotation, molecular function: carbonate dehydratase activity; zinc ion binding. The transcript has 10 exons. NCBI's taxonomy places the organism in Eukaryota, Metazoa, Chordata, Chondrichthyes, Rhinopristiformes, Pristidae. The record is from RefSeq and is a predicted model, not a curated record. Gene Ontology annotation, cellular component: plasma membrane. The coding region runs from base 1219 to 2088 and encodes 289 amino acids.
GGCUGGGCCUAGAGGUCGUUGGUGUGUGCGGAGCCUGGGGACUGGCGGGGGCUCCUUCCCCGUCCCCCGGAGCCCACCCCCCAUUCCCCACUCCCCCCAUUCCUCACUCCCCCCUUCCCUACAUCCCCACUUUCCCCAUUCCCCCCUCCCCCCAUUCCCCACACUCCCCACUCCCCCAUUCCCCACACCCCCCAUUCCCCACACCCCCCAUUCCCCACUCCCCCAUUCCCCACUCCCCCAUUCCCCACUCCCCCAAUCCCUCCACUCCCCCAUUCCCCACACCCCCAUUCCCCACACCCCCCAUUCCCCACCCCCAUUCCCCACUCCCCCAUUCCCCACACCCCCAUUCCCCAUUCCCCACCCCCAUUCCCCACCCCCAUUCCCCACUCCCCCAUUCCCCACCCCCAUUCCCCACUCCCCCAUUCCCCACACCCCCAUUCCCCACUCCCCCAUUCCCCACUCCCCCAUUCCCCACUCCCCCAUUCCCCACCCCCAUUCCCCACCCCCAUUCCCCACUCCCCCAUUCCCCACACCCCCAUUCCCCACACCCCCAUUCCCCACCCCCAUUCCCCACUCCCCCAUUCCCCACUCCCCCAAUCCCUCCACUCCCCCAUUCCCCACACCCCCCAUUCCCCACACCCCCCAUUCCCCACCCCCCCAUUCCCCACUCCCCCAUUCCCCACUCCCCCAUUCCCCACACCCCCAUUCCCCACACCCCCCAUUCCCCACCCCCAUUCCCCACUCCCCCAUUCCCCACUCCCCCAUUCCCCACACCCCAUUCCCCACCCCCAUUCCCCACUCCCCCAUUCCCCACUCCCCCCAUUCCCCCUCCCCCAUUCCCCACUCCCCCAUUCCCCACACCCCACUCCCCAUCCCCCACUCCCCCAUUCCCCACACCCCCAUUCCCCACUCCCCCAUUCCCCACUCCCCCCAUUCCCCACACCCCCCAUUCCCCACUCCCCCCAUUGAGAUUGAGUGUUGCUGAAGCUACACUCAUCCAGGCAAGUGGAGCGUCCCAUCACACUCCUGAGCCUUGUACGUGGUGGACAGGCUUUGGGGAGUUAGGAGAUGCUGCCUGACCUGCUGAGCAUCCCCAGCAGUUUCUGACUUCACCUCAGAUUUCAGAAACAAGUUCUCACAUGCCUCCUCGGAGACCUGCAGGGGGCAUAUUUAAGAUGCUUCUAGGGAACGAAGGGACUCGUGAGGAAAGGCUGUUCUAUGCAGGCUUCCCAUUGGGAAUAUGACGGUCCCCUGGGAGUCAAGCACUGGCACGAGGAGUUUGCACACUGUGGCAAGGAAGCACAGUCCCCCAUCAACAUCCAAACGCAGUACGUGCACUACGAUCGCUCCCUGAAACCCGUCCGGCUAAAGGGCUACAGUGACCCACAGUGCAACACCUUCCACCUCUCCAACAAUGGCCACACAGUGCAGAUGGAGCUCCCCUCCACGAUGGUCAUCAGCAGCCUCCCCAAGCGAUACAGGGCCACGCAGCUGCACUUCCACUGGGGGAGCCUGGUGUGGCCCAGCGGAUCGGAGCACCUCAUCGAUGGAGAGAGGGCACCCGCUGAGCUGCAUAUCGUUCACUACAACACGGAGAAAUAUCGGAACAUGUCGGAGGCCAUGACGAAGCCAGACGGCCUGGUGGUCCUGGGAAUUCUGCUGGAGGUCGGAAAUUUAAAAAAUCCAGCAUAUGAAAAUAUCCUGAGUCACUUGGAAUCCGUGACAUUUGCAGGUCAGGAGGUGGAGAUUCCUUCUUUUGAUGUUCGGUCCCUGCUCCCCAAACGGUUGGACCAAUACUUUACCUACCGCGGCUCACUGACUACCCCUCCCUGUUUCCAGAGUGUCCGCUGGAUUGUAUUCCAUCAGCGAGUGCCUUUGUCCCUUUCCCAGUUCAAGACCCUGAGGACUGGGCUGUUCCAUACGCUCCCCGACACCAUGCCAAGACUACCGCUGGUCAACAACUUCCGAGAAGUUCAGCCCCUCGGGAACCGGCGGGUGAAGGCCUCUUUCCCCGUGGGUUGGGCCGUUAACUUUCGAAAGGCGGUCCGAAAGCUUCUGAAGAUGCUGUCGGCAAAGCUACACGACUGAUGGAUGAGCUUUGCGCCACCGGAGCGCUCUCCUUUUGCUUGGAAGGCAUCUCUGUCGCAGGAAGUCAAUCUCAGCCACCUGGGAAGUCUGGGCCAUCGCUUUGUCUUGUGGGGGAGGGCGUUGUAGGUUCUUCAGUGGAGCUGGUGAAGCUCAGCUCUGCUCUGCUCUGCUUCCUUCCAACAGCAAGGUGUCUUUCCCCCCGCAACACCUCCACCCACCCCCAAACCCUGUCAUCACUGAUGCUUACCCAGCCACCCACCGCAGGUCUCAACCCCCGCAGGACCCUGAGACCAGCUUCAGUUGUCACCUCCGGACCCGGCGAUGCAGGCGCUCCCCUGGCCAGCUCCCCCUCUACCCCACGCACCCGGUCAGAGUGUUCAUCUUCAACUCCACUGCCAUCUCAAAUCUCAUUCCUUCCAAGUCCUGCUCCCAGAGUUCCACGCUGCACGUCCGACAUCACCUCCACUCGUAUCCGCACCCACCCUUCUGUCUCAGUGCUACCGGGAUCCCUUCGUUGUUUUAACUUUGGCCCAAACUCUACUACCUGGGUCCCUGAGCUUUGGAAUUCCCUCCGAGCCUCUCCUUGACCUGCCCCCACGAUAGAGUUAUCCGCCACCUGCCCUGGUUAUCACCCCACCCGUCAGACACGGUUGGUUAAUGUUCCUGUGAAACUGAUCAGGAUGUGGGAAUGAAACCUGUUGUCACUCCAACACCCUGAUUUGCCCUCGUCAGCCCCUCACCACCCCCACCCACCAGUCCUCCGAUCUCUCGGCUACCCCCUCUCUCAUCUGCUCCUUUGCCUCUACAGAUCUAGCUUCAAACCCCCAAUUAUUUAAACUAUUUUUAGCUACUAUUUUCACUUGUCUUACAUUAAAUAGUCGACAUCUU